AUAGUCAUCAUAGCAAAUUACUUUUUGUUUUCUUUUUCGAGUUUUUUGCUAAUUUCCACGUACAAGAUUUAAUUUUAAUCAUAUAGAAGAGAGAAAACAAGAAUUUAAACUGUAGCGACUGUUAAUUAAGAAAAAGAGUGCAAAUUCCAAGGAACUUAAACUUUUGGUUCAGUUGAAACAAUUAUCAUACAAUUAUGCUUAGAAAUGUACGUUCCUACGAAAAUGCUGACGAUAUGUUCAGUUCGACAUAUUUGCCCCAUCCAUUUACCAGAUCAUCGGAAGUGGAAGAUGUAUUGCAAAUGGAAAUUUUAACACGUUUAUCUCGCAAUACAGUUCAACGUUUUGAUAACAGCAUCGAAGCUAAAGUUGAACCUGGAGACACUUUGCAAGCUAUUGCGUUACGUUUUCAUUGCUCAAUAGCUGACAUCAAACGUCUUAAUAAGAUCGAUAAAGAGAAUGAGAUACAUGCUCAUAAAGUUGUAAAAAUUCCAGUGACGGUACACAAUGUAUUGCUAGAUAAUUUUCCUAUUGUUCACACAAGUGGAAACAGCAGCCCCGAAAUUGUAAAAAACACUGCUGGCAGUUAUAAUAAUGAUGGAAGUCCGGGCAGUAGUAGUGGUUUAAGUAGCCUAAUACGUAAUCCUUUACAAGAAAAUGAAGCAAUUUUAAGUGAAAAGUUAAUGGUAGCUUCUGUAAACGCCUCUACAGCUGUCAGUCCUUCAGCGAUCAAUGGUAGAGAAAGUGUAAAUAUAAACGAUAUAAUACUAAAAUCAACAUUAAAGGCGAAUAUCAGCGCAAUUUGCAGAGGUAAAGAUCCUGAUAUAACUGCCAAUAGUCAUAUAGACGCCUCAGCACCUCUUAUAACUGAUACAUUAGAUGAUAGCACAGACGUACUGAAUGUGCAUCGUAUACGCGGGCCAUCAUUGCGUACUAUUAAUUGGUCCGGUUCGGAUUGUGAUAUGUCUUGGGUUUGCCUUUUUAUAUUCAUUUUGAUCUUAUGUUUUGUUAUACCGCUCGUUUAUGUAGUGUACAUAGCUGAACAUGUACAUCAUAACGUCACUGCAGUCAGUGGAUCAUUAACAUUGCAAGCAGGAAUGAUAAAUCAUUGAUAUCUCAUGCAUACGUGCAGUCAUUGUCGAACGAGAAAAUUCAAACGCGAACUAUUUUUUAUUUGUAUAUAUAUAUUUAGUAUAUACCGUCUUAAAUUUGCAAAUAUAAUAGAUGAAGAAUUUUUAGUUGGUUUUAACGAUGAUUAGGAAUCGAGAUGGUAAAGAAUAAUACAUAUGUUUACAUAUACACUAUUAUUAAAUAAACUUUUUCCAAUGGCAAUAUAAAAUAUUUUGUAUAUAACUAGAUUAAACACCUCCAUCUGAAAGUCAGACAUUGUUUUACAUUUCACAAAGAGAGCUACCGCUGAAGGUCUAUUAACUAUAUACCCUUACAUAUUGUUAAAGUAAGAAAAAUUUGGAUUCGUUUGGAUUUGCUUUCAAUUUUGUUAGUAUGAGAAAUGUGAGUUUGAUUUUGUUAAAAUUUGGAACGAUUUGGUUUGGUACGGGUUUUGGAAAUUUGGGUACGAUUUGGUUAAAACUCAAAUUUUUCAUAUUAACAAAAUCGAACGUAAAUUUUAACAAAAUCAGGCAACUAUAGUAGCUAAUUAAUUUUACGAGUAAAUUUCACCUAAGCAGUAAAAUAGUUUUGAGUAUUAAGAAACUUUAAAGUAUCUCUAAUAAAUUAUUCACUCCAUGAUUGAUUUAAUAUUAAAACAACUUUAUAGAAAUUAUAUAUUGAGCAUAUAUGCGGCAAUUUCGUUGCCAAGGUCUACAUUUCGUAGAAGUAGUUCACGAACUUGUGUCUGUCGAAAUGUUAUCUGAAAAGUAGAUUUGGUUUCUGUCGGGCGAGCAAUAUUCGAUCAAAUCAUCGUUUUAAUUGAUUUUGAGCCCCUGUUGGGGAAACACAGAAAUGGUGUUGUAGCGACUAUAGUGUUGCUGCUGAUAGAUUUAUGCGACCUAACUUCGCGUCGGCUGGGAUGUUCUAUGUCAAAUGGGUUCAAUGUUCAGCGGCCGUGGAACUGCGUGGUGAAACCCAUGUCUUAGGCUGAUUUGCUAUAAUCAAGCUAUAAUGAGCUUUAAGUGGUGCCACUUUGUUUCGAUUUUUAAUUUUUUUACAGCAUAGAUUGCUUAAAACCAGUACAUUAAAAUAUUAUUUUAAAACAUUAUCCUCCUUAGAUAAAUUUCUAAAACCAACUAUGCUAGCUUAUAGAUUUGCGUAAGCAUCUACGUAGCGCAUAAGUUUAUUUCCAUGAAGUCUUAGAAUUAAAAGAAUAAACAAGAAAUUUUUACAAGUUUUGCUCAAAUGUAUAGAGCAAUGCUUAAAAAAACAGACGAAAAUUCUCCAUGGGAUUGGAAUCCCGCCUUCGAGAUGGUGGUUUUCACCACUUAUGAUGAAAUGGCCCAAAUAAAUUGCUAAAAUAAAUACUGCUUUACAUAUCUAAAUUGUGAACAUCUUAUUUUUUUUAAAAUAAUUUUGAAAGAGUGAAUAAGAUCUUCAAAUAAAUACGAAGGGGUAAGUGUGAUAGG
Glossina fuscipes is the source of this 2576-nucleotide messenger RNA. RefSeq names its product lysM and putative peptidoglycan-binding domain-containing protein 4. The coding region runs from base 195 to 1109 and encodes 304 amino acids. The record is from RefSeq and is a predicted model, not a curated record. The transcript is spliced from 4 exons. Lineage: Eukaryota; Metazoa; Arthropoda; Insecta; Diptera; Glossinidae.